This is a messenger RNA of Drosophila albomicans, 2492 nucleotides long. RefSeq names its product IWS1-like protein. The transcript has 6 exons. Gene Ontology annotation, biological process: poly(A)+ mRNA export from nucleus. The coding region runs from base 175 to 2274 and encodes 699 amino acids. Gene Ontology annotation, cellular component: nucleus. NCBI's taxonomy places the organism in Eukaryota, Metazoa, Arthropoda, Insecta, Diptera, Drosophilidae. The record is from RefSeq and is a predicted model, not a curated record.
UACAUACAUGCAACUGUGCGUGUAUGUGUGUUGUCUCGUAUUUUAUUUAGUCAAUUUUGAAGCGGUCUUCAAAAAUAUAAAUUAUUUUCCCUCGUCCCCAAAAGUAGAUAAUUUGGAAUAAGUGCAGUGCUACGCAUCCCUUCGAGCAGCAUUCUAUUGAACUGCUCAUCAAAUAUGGAAGUCGAGGCCACCAAAGCGGUCGACAUGGCAGAGGAUGGACAAGACGUUGACACUGCCACAAUCUUGGCCAGCACAACUACAAAUCUGCAAGACAAUGAAGUGGAUUCGACAUCCGCUGUUGCAUCAGUGAAUGACACAUCGCUGGAAGAGGAGGCCAAUGGCUCGCCACGCAAGUCCCGCAGCCGCAGUCGUAGUCACAGCCAUCAUAGUGCAAUCGAUAGUUCACGACGCUCACGCAGCGGCUCUGGCGGCUCUAGACGUUCGCACAGUGGCUCUGCCCAACGCUCACGCAGCGGUUCGCAUCGUUCACGCAGUGGAUCAGGUUCCAGGCGCUCCCGCAGUGGAUCCCAUCGUUCACGCAGCGGUUCCAGGCGCUCGCGCAGUGGCUCCCAUCGCUCACGCAGCGGCUCCAGACGCUCCCGCAGUGGCUCGAAGCGCUCACGCAGCGGUUCCCACCGUUCGCGCAGUGGCUCGGGAUCCAAUCGAUCGCGCAGUGGCUCUAGACGUUCACGUAGCGGCUCGGGAGUUCGCUCUCGCAGCGGUUCUCGACGUUCGCGCAGCGGAUCGGGUUCAAGACGUUCACGCAGUGGCUCCAGACGUUCACGCAGUGGUUCUGGAUCUCGACGUUCGCGCAGCGGCUCCGGCUCGAGACGUUCGCGGAGUGGUUCUGGUCGACGCUCGCGCAGUGGCUCCAGGCGUUCACGCAGCGGCUCUAGGCGCUCACGCAGUGGAUCUGGUUCUGUGCGCUCCCGCAGUGGUUCAGGCUCAAGGCGCUCACGUUCUCGUAGUGGCUCACGGCGUUCCCGAAGCGGUUCACGUCGCUCUCGCAGUGGAUCACGUCGCUCGCGCAGUGGAUCGCGUCGUUCCCGCAGUGGAUCGGCUCGAUCACGCAGCGGAUCGCGUGCCAACAGUGUUGCCUCGGGCAAGGAGAAACGCAAUGGUUCACGUAGCAGUCGAUCACGUUCAAAGAGUGUUGCCGAGUCCGUUGGUUCGCAAAACGAAUUCAAUCGGAAACGCGUUAUUAACAGCGAUUCGGAAGACGACGCACCCAAGCUGCACAAGAAGCGGGCUAAGAUUACAGACACUGAUAACGAGGACGAGGAUGAGGGAAAGGAGACUGCUGCUCUGGCCGAAAAUGCACAAGAAAAGAACGUCGAAAGCUCCGACGAUGAGAAUACGCCACUGCACAAUGAGCCAGAGAACAGCAACUUUGUAUCCGACUUUGAUGCCAUGUUGAUGAGGAAGAAGGAAGAGAAACGUGUGCGCCGACGCAAGCGUGAUAUCGAUCUGAUCAACGAUAAUGACGAUCUCAUUGAUCAGUUGAUUAUCAAUAUGAAGAACGCAUCGGACGACGAUCGACAGCUGAACUUGACCGGAAAGCCGGCAACAAAGAAAAUUUCAAUGCUCAAACAAGUGAUGUCACAACUGAUCAAAAAGCAUCUACAGUUGGCCUUUUUGGAGCACAACAUACUCAAUGUGCUCACCGAUUGGUUAGCACCAUUGCCAAACAAAAGUCUACCCUGCCUCCAAAUUCGCGAGAGCAUUUUGAAACUGUUAUCCGACUUCCCAACUAUAGACAAGAGUUAUUUGAAGCAGUCGGGCAUUGGCAAGGCUGUGAUGUAUUUGUAUAAGCAUCCAUUAGAGACCAAAUCAAAUCGUGAUCGUGCCGGACGUCUGAUUUCGGAAUGGGCUCGUCCUAUAUUCAACCUAAGCUGUGAUUUCUCAGCCAUGAGCAAAGAGGAACGUCAAGAGCGUGAUUUGGCCCAAAUGUCGCGCAAUCGUCACAAGAGUCCCGAGCCGGAACCCGCCAGUUCAAGUGAUCCGCAAUCAUUAAAUCAAACCUUUACCGGUGACGAUCAACUACUGCGUCCCGGUGAUCCUGGCUGGGUGGCUCGCGCCCGAGUUCCAAUGCCCUCAAAUAAGGAUUAUGUGAUUCGCCCCAAGUCAACCGUUGAAGGCGAAAUAUCCACAUCCACUAAACGCAAGCCCAAUCGUUAUGAGAAACAUAUGAAACGGUUUUUGGACUCGAAACGCUCGAAGGAAUGCCGUCGUGCCGUUGAAAUAUCUAUCGAGGGUCGCAAAAUGGCGCUAUAAGGACACGGAUAUCAUUACCACUUAGUUAUUUUAAUACUUUUUUUUUCAAAUGAAUGAACGCAUCAAGAAAAACAAAAGAGAUGAACAAAAUUUAUAUUGAUUUUGUAAUAUAGAAAUUUGAACGAACGCCUUUAAGUGGAUAUAUGUACACAGAGAUACACGAUUGGAGAGCAUUCAAAAUUCAAGAUUAAAACAACAUUUCAGACAUUUGCAAACAA